AUGAAAUGCGCGCGGCUUCACCUACAGGAAAGAGGAAAGACAACAGCGAAGCAAAUUUUUCCGAGGGAAAAGCCAAGAAGAUAUUGUCAAAGACGAUUUCAUUGCAAUCCAUUAACCAAUAUAGAGGAGUCUGACAAAGAAUGUAGCGGCACGCCUUCACAGGAUCAAGAGAACUUAUAUCUUACAGUUCAAAAUUUAAAAUUCCUAGGAAACGUGCAAGAUCUCAAAAAAACUCGAACAAAUUUCAAAUACAAAUCGCUGAACAGAGACAGAAGUCAUAGAAUGUUCGUUAAACAAGUUGUAGAAGAGGAUUUCAAUUAUGAAGAAGAUAGGUCAACACCUUUAGUCAAUUACUUUGACGAUUACGUUAAAUACAUAUUAAGCACCGAUCGCUCUAGAGCUUCAUCCAGUAAAUCUAGUAUUCAUGAGCAAAAUCAUAAUUUCACAGAAAAAUCUGCUCAAGUUGAUACUAAAACCAAAGUAGAUGGUGCCGAAUGUCUAAUAAAAAAAUCUGAAAUGAAAAUUCCUGAUAUAAAAAGAGGCGAAGGUGAUAUACAAAAUCUAAAAUAUAACGAAACUGAUAAAAACGUUAUAGAAGAUGCUAAAGUAGCAUAUUAUAGUACUGGUAAAAGGAAGAGCUUGACUAUAUCAAGAGUGCCGAGUCCAGAAACUGUACAAAUUAUAAGAGUGGAUGUAGUCUGCAAUUACAGUACUAGCUCAAACAUUUCUAAUAGCGAAGAGAAGAAGCAACAACCUGCUGAUAUCACUAAAUUAUCAGAUAGAGAUAUAGCAAAACUGAAUUUCAAGGGAUCACAUUUUUCCGACAAAUAUUUAUUAACGAAUACGAUUAAAGGAGUUGACGAGAACUUGUCAUGUGGUUCUAAAGUCACUUUGCUUUGCAAAACUUUCAAAUUGUCAAACAGAAACAAAAUAGCUGGGAAAAAAUACAAGAAAAUUAUAAACGAUGGCACACUUAUUCAUAAAAUUGUUUAA
Messenger RNA from Diatraea saccharalis (sugarcane borer), 993 nucleotides. The record is from the annotation of a GenBank genome assembly. Lineage: Eukaryota; Metazoa; Arthropoda; Insecta; Lepidoptera; Crambidae.